AUGCAUGCCCCUCCCAGCUUCUCCCACAAAAAAAACCAUCACCAUGGAAACCCAACAGCCACCGGAAGACAGCCAUGAAGCAGCACAAAUUUAUGCAGCACUGGGCUUGGUUGAAUCCAGAAAGAGAGCCGAAAAGCCACCCCGGGCUCUCUUCCUUAUAGCGGCAUCUCUCCGGAGAUCCAUCCGAAAGAAUGAGAAGUUCAUACAGACGUCAACGAGGAAAACCACGCCCACCAUCACCGACUUCCACAGCUCCAGAGCCCCUUCCCUCACCGUCCAACAGUACAUGGAACGUAUCGACAAGUACGCCAACUGCAGCCCCUCCUGUUACGUCGUUGCCUUUCUGUACAUAAACCGGUACCUUAAGCGUGUGGGCGUCCGCCUCACUUCCCUCAACGUCCACCGCCUGCUCAUCACUGCCGUCAUGCUAGCGGCCAAGUUCAUGGAUGAUAUGUUUUACGAUAACGCAUUCUACGCCGUGAUUGGGGGGCUAAGCAUAAAAGAAAUGAACAGUCUGGAGGUGAAGUUGCUGUUUGAUAUGGAUUUCAGGCUCCAUGUGACUGUAGAGACUUUCAGGCGGUGCUGCGUGAAGCUGGAGGAGGAAGCUGCCGGCGGCGGAAAUCAUGGGGUCAAGGAAUCACAAGCUGCAUCCACCAUUUCAGGGUAUACUUGCAGGUCCAUCUAAUUAGAUGUUUGAAUUUUUAUUUUUUAUUUUUUUUUGU
Vitis riparia (riverbank grape) is the source of this 722-nucleotide messenger RNA. RefSeq names its product cyclin-P3-1-like. The transcript is spliced from 2 exons. Gene Ontology annotation, biological process: regulation of cyclin-dependent protein serine/threonine kinase activity. Gene Ontology annotation, molecular function: protein kinase binding. NCBI's taxonomy places the organism in Eukaryota, Viridiplantae, Streptophyta, Magnoliopsida, Vitales, Vitaceae. The record is from RefSeq and is a predicted model, not a curated record. Bases 5 to 685 code for a protein of 226 amino acids.